AAACAUACAUUUUACGUCUGUUCCUAAGAACACUCCACACCACAAGCAGAAGAAAAGUUUUACAAAUAUUCACUUUUUUUCAGGCUAUCGGACAGUUUAAAGACCUGGUUCGGAUGCCCUGUGUGGCGUAUAAUUUAUCAGUCAUUAAGCUCAUGAGGUGAAACAAGGGAGCAUGGCUGCGGUGCUACUGUCAGAGACGGAGAUCAGGCAUCGGUCUAUGGCAGAGGAGGAUCCGAACGGAAAUGAACAUGGAGCGGCUGCGCGCAGCACCGCGCCUCGCUGGGGCCCGCAGCACGCCGGUGCCCGACAGCUCGCCCAGCUUUACUCUCCUGGAAAGCGGCUGCAGGAGUGGAUGUGUGUGAUUCUCUGCCUCUCGCUCUUUGUUAUAAACCUCUCCUUCCUCUUCCUCAACUUUUCCACAGUGCACAUCUACAAAAUCAUUUUUGGCAUUGUGACUGGUAUUGUGACCGCAGACUUUGCCUCUGGGAUCGUACAUUGGGGAGCCGAUACAUGGGGUUCAGUGGACAUCCCAGUAAUCGGGAAGGCAUUUAUUCGCCCGUUCCGGGAGCACCACAUUGAUCCGACGGCUAUCACAAGGCAUGACUUCAUAGAGACUAAUGGAGACAACUGCAUGAUCACCAUCCUGCCUCUGGCCCACAUGGCCUAUAAAUUCCUCACCUACCCACCAGAUGCCCUUGCAGAGUCCUACCCCUGGGAAUGUUUUGUUUUUGCGUUGGCGGUUUUUGUAACCAUGACUAAUCAGAUCCACAAGUGGUCCCACUCCUACUUUGGCCUGCCACGCUGGGUCACACUACUGCAGGACUGCCACUUAGUGCUGCCACGGAAACACCACCGGAUCCAUCAUGUGUCGCCACAUGAGACAUACUACUGCAUCACCACAGGGUGGUUGAACUACCCGCUGGACAGAAUGGGUUUUUGGCGGACAUCGGAAUGGUUGAUCGAGAGAUUGACAGGUCAGAGACCACGCAGUGAUGACAUGGCCUGGGCCAAGAAAACCGAGUGACCAGGAAAGCAGGACUGAAGCCCUUCCUCAUCCAUCUUUCCCCCUUUUGAGGGGAAACAGAAACAGAAUAUGAGAAUUACCUCUUAUAUCCCAAAACCUCUCUCCUGUAAUGUUCUCUCCUGUGUCCCUCCAUCUCCCCUAAACCGUCGUCUUCACGGCACAGAACCACAGAGCACUCUUACUGCUGGGGCCUUUUCCUGUCACACGUCUGCUGCACACAAGCCAUCACCUGUACCUCAUCUGCUGGCUUCCUCCUCUGUUUUGUAGAUGUCCACACGCAACGAAAUCGUAGAAAGAUGAGAUAAAGUUUAAAACUGUGGUUUCAAACUGUUGAGAUAAUGACGAGAGACACUUUUCCUCAAUCUCCAUGUACUUUCUGGUUUCGGUGUGUAAAAUGUAUGUAUUCUGGAGGUUGGGCUCUCCAGAGGACCGAAACCAUGUUGUGAUUUUCCCAGCAUGGUUGUCAUGGCAGUGCAUGGAAUGAGAGAAGCAAUUAAAUGUGGAUUUGAUUCCAGAGACU
Messenger RNA from Carassius carassius (crucian carp), 1544 nucleotides. RefSeq lists its product as uncharacterized. The coding region runs from base 173 to 1024 and encodes 283 amino acids. Gene Ontology annotation, molecular function: oxidoreductase activity. NCBI's taxonomy places the organism in Eukaryota, Metazoa, Chordata, Actinopteri, Cypriniformes, Cyprinidae. The record is from RefSeq and is a predicted model, not a curated record. The transcript is spliced from 7 exons.